AACGACAAGUCUGAGUGUUGUCUCAAGGGGAAAUGUGACUCGGUGUUCUCCAUCACAUGCUAAAAUAAGGUACAGUACGCCAUCAAGUCCCAGAAAAGCAGUGCUUAAAAGACAGGCCACUAACCCGCAUCGUGCCGCAUCCCACAUCCCACCAACCAGCCUAAUUUGCUCCCUUCCCCUUCGGUCUCUAAUAAGACCCUCCGACCCUGCGCUGUCAAAGCACCUGCACAUCAACGAUUGCUUGCAUUGACUAUCAGCGAGCCCUUCUUUAAAGACCCAGAAGUCAUCACUUUUCCCCGUCUGUUGUCGCUUAGAGUUCGAUCUCUCUACCCACCUGUUCUCCACCUGUCACCCGACAAUCAUCCAACUCCUUCUGCCAACAAACGAACACCUGCCCGCACUCUCUUCCCGCCGUCCCAAGAACAGAACCUCAUUCGUCUGCAAGAAAAGAAGAUGCUGUUUGACCGGUAACCAUGACAGAAAACGCAGAGGCGACCAGGAUGUCUACCCCACCAAACGGCCAACCUCCUACGAAUCAUCCAGCUUCUCCUGCUGCGACAGCCCACACUACCCACCAUGGUCACGAGGGCACCUUUGUCCGACCAUCAGAUUUACUACGCCCAAGAACUGCAUCUAGACCAAAAGCUCCUCCGAAGCCAGAGCGACCUAUAGACCGAGAUGAAAGAACUGGACUGAAAGCCAUUCGAGAUUUCCUCAGAGUGCGCAAUUGCUAUGAAGUUUUGCCAUUGAGUUUCAGGCUCAUUGAGCUUGAUGUUGGCCUUACGGUAAAAGAGAGCCUGAAUAUUAUGGUUCAGUGCAAUAUUGUCUCUGCGCCUUUAUGGGACUCCUCAACUUCCACCUAUGCGGGCCUGCUUACCGUCAACGAUUAUCUGAAUGUCGUGCGAUACUACAAUUUACAAGCCGACAAACUGAAGGACGUUGACAAACUCUUGCUCUCCGAUUUAAAAGAGGUCGAGAAAUUCCUAAAUGUUAAACCUCCCGAGACCGUAUCCGCCUCACCGGAAGCAAUCUUGUACGAUGCGCUACGGAAACAGUUACUGUCCAGGGCUCGUCGCAUACCCUUGGUGUCGUAUGAUAGUGACACGCAGAGGACAAUGGUCACCAGCGUCAUCACACAAUACAGAAUCCUCAAAUUCAUUGCGAUGAACGUCAAAGAAACCGAGAUGCUCCGAAAACCGCUGGAAAUGAUCAAGCUCGGAACGUACGGAAACAUUGUGCGCUGUAGCAUGGACACAACGGUUCUGGAUGUCAUUGACGAAAUGGUGGUCAAGAACAUUUCUAGUGUUCCUGUGGUAACGACAGAAGGCGUCUUGCUCAAUGUCUUUGAAGCCGUCGAUGUUAUUGAAAUUCUCAAGACUGGCGACUAUGGCAACCUUACCUGGACGGUUGGCAAGGCUCUUUCUGCGCGAUCGCCUACCCAUCCCGGGAUAUACUGCUGCUCGUUAGAGGAUGGUCUGGACACCAUUUUCGACACGAUCAGGAAGUCGCGCGUUCAUCGAUUGAUGAUCGUGGACGAGAACAACUACCUUAAGGGGGUUUUAUCUCUCGGUGACAUUCUACAUUAUAUUCUGGUUGAAGGGCAGGAAGACGCACAAUCAUGACAAGCAGCACAUUGGGACAGCAUAGCCUGGCGUUUACUGGGGGCAGACAGACUGGCGUUAUUUGAUUUGUGAGAACCAGAUACGAUACUCAUAGAACGCGCUGGAUACAAUUGGGCUAAUGUCAAAGAUUGGAUCGGGAGGAAAACCGUACAAAAAGAGGUAGCCGUUAGUAUUCAGGUUGCCUUCUGCGACAACGUUCCCGAUAUAGUGUCGCCGCACGUGUUGUAAGUCGAAGACAUUGAAAGCAAGGCCGAACAAUGGGUCGAAGUUCUUGCACUAGCUACAAUAUACUCUCCCGUAGAAUGGAACUACG
Molecule: messenger RNA, 1935 nt
Organism: Exophiala viscosa
Lineage: Eukaryota; Fungi; Ascomycota; Eurotiomycetes; Chaetothyriales; Herpotrichiellaceae
Product: regulatory gamma subunit of 5'-AMP-activated protein kinase
Exons: 5
Coding region: 474-1622 (382 amino acids)
Biological process (GO): protein phosphorylation; regulation of catalytic activity
Cellular component (GO): nucleotide-activated protein kinase complex; nucleus; cytoplasm
Molecular function (GO): protein kinase binding; protein kinase regulator activity; AMP binding
Source: RefSeq, a predicted model, not a curated record